ACCCCGGCGCGGCAGAGCCAUGGAUGGCCCGGCUCGGGGCCAUGGACUCCGCAAGAAGCGGCGGUCGCGGUCGCAGCGAGACCGGGAGAGGCGCUCCCGGGGCGGGCUGGGGGCCGGCGCGGCGGGCGGCGGCGGGGCCGGCCGGACCCGGGCGCCCUCGCUCGCCUCGUCGUCGGGCUCCGACAAGGAAGACAAUGGGAAGCCCCCGUCCUCCGCCCCGUCCCGGCCCAGACCCCCGCGGAGGAAGCGGCGAGAGUCCACCUCGGCCGAAGAGGACAUCAUCGAUGGGUUUGCCAUGACCAGCUUUGUCACUUUUGAAGCGCUGGAGAAAGAUGUAGCACUUAAGCCUCAGGAACGUGUGGAGAAACGCCAGACUCCCUUGACCAAGAAGAAACGAGAAGCACUUACCAAUGGCUUGUCCUUUCAUUCAAAGAAAAGCAGACUCAGCCACCCACACCACUACAGCUCAGACCGAGAAAAUGAUCGUAAUCUCUGCCAGCACCUUGGGAAGAGAAAGAAGAUGCCGAAGGGACUCAGACAGCUCAAGCCAGGGCAGAACAGCUGCAGGGACAGUGACAGCGAGAGUGCAAGUGGAGAAUCCAAGGGCUUCCACCGGAGCAGCUCCCGGGAAAGGCUCAGUGACAGUUCAGCUCCUUCCAGCUUGGGAACAGGCUACUUCUGUGACAGUGACAGUGACCAGGAAGAGAAGGCAUCAGAUGCCAGCUCUGAAAAACUCUUCAACACUGUAAUUGUAAACAAAGAUCCGGAGUUAGGUGUCGGUGCGCUGCCUGAACAUGACAGCCAGGAUGCAGGGCCGAUUGUCCCCAAGAUAUCGGGUCUAGAGAGAAGCCAGGAGAAGAGCCAAGACUGCUGCAAAGAGCCUGCCUUCGAGCCUGUGGUGCUCAAGGACCCCUGCCCUCCGGUCCCACAGCCGCUGCCCCAGCCCCAGGCGGAGCCCCAGCCCCAGGCCCCUUCUCCGGACCCUGACUUGGUGCCACGCACAGAGGCCCCACCAACGGCCCCUCCUCCAAGCACGCAGCCCCUGCAGGGCCCCCCGGAGGCCCCUCUGCAGCCCGCCCCGCAGCCUCAGGUGCAGCGGCCGCCCAGGCCACCGUCCCCCACCCAGCUGCUCCACCAGCACCUCCCCACUGUGCAGGCCCACCCCUCGUCCCAGGGCCUGCCCCAGCCCUUGUCAGCCUACAGCAGCAGCCUGAGCCUCAACAGUUUAAGCAGCAGCAGAAGCAGCACUCCGGCCAAGACCCAGCCGGCCGCGCCGCACAUCUCCCACCACCCCUCCGCCUCCCCGUUCCCCCUCUCCCUGCCCAACCACAGCCCCCUGCACAGCUUCACUCCCACCCUCCAGCCCCCCGCACACGCACAUCACCCCAAUAUGUUCGCCCCGCCCACUGCUCUGCCUCCGCCACCACCUCUGACGUCAGGGAGUCUGCAGGUCCCCGGACACCCUGCCGGGAGCACUUACUCAGAGCAAGACAUCUUGCGGCAGGAACUGAACACGCGUUUUUUGGCCUCCCAGAGUGCUGACCGCGGGGCCUCCCUGGGCCCUCCGCCCUACCUGCGGACCGAGUUCCACCAGCACCAACACCAGCACCAGCACACGCACCAGCACACGCACCAGCACACCUUCACGCCGUUCCCCCACGCCAUCCCGCCCACCGCCAUCAUGCCGACGCCAGCACCUCCCAUGGUGCGUACCCCAGGCAGAAAUUUUGACAAAUACCCUACAAAAGUUGACCCCUUCUACCGGCACAGUCUCUUCCACUCCUACCCUCCUGCAGUGUCGGGCAUCCCCCCCAUGAUCCCACCCACGGGCCCUUUUGGUUCACUACAAGGAGCAUUUCAGCCGAAGACAUCCAACCCUAUCGAUGUUGCUGCUCGGCCCGGGACAGUCCCACACACUUUACUCCAAAAGGACCCGAGGUUGACAGAUCCUUUCAGACCUAUGUUAAGGAAACCAGGGAAGUGGUGUGCUAUGCAUGUUCACAUCGCCUGGCAGAUUUACCACCACCAACAGAAAGUCAAGAAGCAGAUGCAGUCGGACCCACACAAGCUGGACUUUGGACUGAAGCCCGAGUUCCUGAGCCGCCCUCCCGGCCCCAGCCUCUUCGGAGCCAUCCACCACCCGCACGACCUGGCUCGGCCUUCGACUCUCUUCUCUGCCGCUGGUGCUGCACACCCGACCGGGACCCCUUUCGGGCCACCUCCCCAUCACAGCAACUUCCUCAACCCUGCUGCUCACCUAGAGCCUUUCAAUCGGCCAUCGACCUUCACGGGCCUAGCAGCGGUUGGUGGCAAUGCCUUCGGGGGACUCGGAAACCCUUCAGUUAUUCCCCACUUCACCAUUUCAGCACCCAACUCAGUGUUCGGCCACAAGGAUGGCCCCAGUGUGCAGAGCUUUAGCCACCCUCACGAGCCCUGGAACCGGCUGCACCGAACGCCUCCGUCGUUCCCGACCCCUCCGCCCUGGCUGAAGCCAGGGGAGCUGGAGCGCAGCGCGUCAGCUGCAGCUCAUGACAGAGAUAGAGAUGUAGAUAAACGGGACUCAUCCGUUAGUAAAGAUGACAAAGAAAGAGAAAGCGUGGAGAAGAGACACUCCAGCCAUCCUUCACCAGCACCUAUCCUCCCGGCGACCGCCCUGGGGCACAGCCGCAGCUCCGCUGAGCAGAUAAGGGGUCAUUUGAACACAGAGGCUCGCGAGAAGGACAAACCCAAAGAGAGGGAGAGAGACCAUCCGGAGUCGCGGAAGGACCUGGCCGCGGAAGAGCACAAGGCGAAGGAGGGCCCCGCGCCCGAGAAGGACGGGCACGGCCAUGAGGGCCGCGCCGCGGGCGAGGAGGCCAAGCAGCUGGUGCGCGCACCGUCGCCCUACGUGCGGACCCCCGCGCUGGACAGCGCCAGGCCGGGCAGCACCUCAGGCCGCGAGGCCGAGCCACGCAAGGGCGAGCCGGCCUACGAGAACCCGCGGAAGAGCGCCGAGGUCAAGGUCAAGGAGGAGCGCAGGGAGGAACACGAGCUGCCUGCGGAGCCCGCGCAGCCCCCGCGCGCCGCUGAGCCACCUAGUGCAGCCUCGAGCGCGCACGCCGGCCCGCUGGCCUCGGUGCCCAUGGCGGUGGGCGUGGCGGGCCUGCACCCGAUGGGCAGCAUCGGCAGCCUGGACAGGACCCGCAUGAUGACCCCCUUCAUGGGCCUCAGCCCGCUCCCGGGCGGGGAGCGCUUUCCCUACCCGUCCUUCCACUGGGACCCCAUGCGGGACCCGCUGAGGGACCCCUACCGCGAGCUCGACGUGCACCGCAGGGACCCGCUGGCCAGGGACUUCCUGCUGCGCGGCGACCCGCUGCACCGGCUGUCGGCGCCGCGGCUGUACGAGGCCGACCGCUCCUUCCGGGACCGGGAGCCGCACGACUACAGCCACCACCACCACCACCACCCGCCGCUGGCCGUGGACCCGCGGCGGGAGCACGAGCGGGCCAGCCAUCUGGACGAGCGCGAGCGCCUGCACGUGCUGCGGGAGGACUACGAGCACCCGCGGCUGCACGCCGUGCACCCCGCCUCCCUGGACGGCCACCUGCCGCACCCCAGCCUGCUCACGCCGGGCCUCCCCAGCAUGCACUACCCGCGCAUCAGCCCCACGGCGGGCCACCAGAACGGACUGCUCAACAAGACGCCCCCCACGGCGGCGCUGAGCGCGCCGCCCCCGCUCAUCUCCACGCUGGGGGGCCGCCCGGUCUCCCCGCGCAGGACUACGCCUCUGUCGGCGGAGAUCAGGGAGCGGCCGCCCUCCCACACGCUGAAGGACAUCGAGGCGCGGUAAGGGGACAGCGGACCGAGCCGAGAGCAGGGAGAACUCCUGGCCCGCGCAGACUGCGGGCCAGCCCCGCCUCUCCCCUGUAAAAAAUGUACAGACUCCGUGCAGAUUUUGAGAUGUUUUUUGUAUAUUCUAUGUUGAAAUUUUUCAGAUCUUUUAGCUAAGUCAUAUGUUCUCAUGUCUCCUACUCUUUGUUCCUUGUAUAAAACUUUUUGAUUUGAACCAAAACAGUAAAGAUGCAACACACACCAAUUUGACGACAGCGGGGAGCCCACACCAUCCAUGGCGCAGAGCUCUUUCAGAUGAGAAGGGAAGGCGUGUACAUAGUCGUGUAAAAAGAUGGCUUCAUGAGCUGGUGGUUCAUAUAUGCAAAGGGCGAGACGAAAGCUUUACUUUGUACAAAUGUAAAUAGAUAAAGAUUAAGUAACAUGAUACAUUAAUACUUCUUGAAAUGUGCUAUUUGCAAACCUAAUAUCAGUGAGCGCCGUCUGCUAGGGCUGUGUUCCCGUGUAUUGUUAGAGACAGCUAAACCCUUCAACUAUGCAAUGAACGUUAGGGCUUCUCACAAAAGCCCGCCUAACUCAAAGGAGCCUUUUCCAAUCCAUUUACAACAUACUUAAGGUCAUAUUUUCCCUGAACAAGCGCUUACGUGAUAUGACUCUGUUUUCCUUGCUUGUUUUUUUUCAAAUGGAGAAACAUCCUAUUUUGCAGAUCAGACCCCAGGCUGGAACUUUGCACCUGAAGUUACUGCUUGUGGGCCUCAGGGGCAGGUGUGCCCUGGGAAGGUAAAUGAGAACAGGAGCAACCAGUGCCGGGGGGAUGGGAUUUGUCAGAUGCCAAAAUCAGGGGGCCGGUGGUGGCAUCUGCCAGAGUCGCGUCCCCACCCGACGCGCCAUCCCACGCCCGCCGCUGGUGGGAGCCAUGCCUUUUUGGUGUGUCCUAUUUUCUAUGCGUACACACUCCCUCAUUUUGCAGUGCGAUUUAGUCACACCCAAACAGAUCCUGAAAGAAAGCUUCACGUUUUCUCAGAUGAUGGAUGUGUUUUCGCUGCACUUGGUACCCGUGUGCCAGCGUGACUCCGUGCACUCCAGGGGAUAGCCGAGUCUGGGCACAGCCAGAGCAGGUCAGGCAGAGCCGUGGAGAUCACAGAGGGCGAAGGGGGCAGAGAAGCCGUGUGUGUGCGCGUGUGUCUUUGAGUUUGCAUCAAUCUUAAUGUCUCUUCAUAAUACUUUUAUAAUACAUUAAGCCUCUUGUCUACAUAUUUGGAGAGAAUAUGACUUUACUAGCAGAGAAAUACAAUAUAUCUUGUCUACUGGACUGUAAAAUACAUGUAUGAAAUAAAAUUAGUUCCAUUUGGUCUUCUAGUAUAUUAAAGUGCUAUCUGACGUUGUUAUCCUGUUUUUGCAAAAAAAAAAAAAAAAGUUAACUACAGACCAUUGUUUCUAAUAAGCAGAGAUCUAUUUUAGUAGUAAACUGAAGGUUUAGUUGUGAGCUUCAGAUUUUGUGAACACCAGAUGUUGUGCAGUGUUUUUUUUGUUUUGUUUUUUGUUUUUUUUUAAGACAACAACUAAAAAAAAAAAAACCCCAAGGAAUAUGUACACUGGAACUGUAGUGGUAGCUUCAGUAUUGUAAAGAGAUUGUUCUAUACAGAGCUUUCCGCUGUUUCUCCUGUAUGUGACAAAGUCCUUUCUAGACCUAUGUGAAAAGCAAAGUGCAGCAACUGAGUCUUCAGCAUGUUCUCAUCGGCGGAGCCUCUUGUGUAAUGUAAAUGUGCCAUGUUAUUAAAGAAUGUGAACCCAGCUUCCAGCUGCUUGUUUGUGUGCAGUGGCCAUCGGUCCUUUGGGAGGAAGCUGUACUUGUGCAAGACCAGGCUCUCGAAAAGAAACGCCCGGAACCGGCCCUCGGGAGACGCAGAGGUGCUCCUGCCGUGGGGGCAGCCCGCCCGGCCGCUGGCCGCCCGUCGGUCAGCUUCUGUAGACUUCUGCGCGCCCCGCAAUAGGUUACGGAUUUUUUUUUCCCUUUUGUGUGUUUUAAACAAAACUACUGUAAAACUCACGAGCAGGUACUUUCGGAUAUUGUAGACGAUGCGUGUGGGCCACGUUAGCCAGUGCUGUGCCGACCCUGCUUCCAAACUCGGCGGGAAGCGCGUGCGUCGCGGGCAGCGGCACGAAGCCUGGGCAGGGCCGGCGAGGACAGCACCCUCUGCCCGUUCCUCUGCAUUCACUCGUGGGCUCGGUUGUGGCUCGCCUUCCCGGCACGUUUCCCCUGUCUCAUCAACGUCCGUGGCAUAUCCCUCCUUGGUUUGCAGACUUCUCUGUCCUCUAAAAUCUGUUUUGUUUUUUCAUGAUGUAAAAUGUUAAAUUUUCUCGUAUCAACUUGAUGACAUUGGU
This is a messenger RNA of Sciurus carolinensis (gray squirrel), 6213 nucleotides long. It is a transcript of the gene Auts2, whose product is annotated as activator of transcription and developmental regulator AUTS2. The coding region runs from base 20 to 3829 and encodes 1269 amino acids. Lineage: Eukaryota; Metazoa; Chordata; Mammalia; Rodentia; Sciuridae. The transcript is spliced from 19 exons. The record is from RefSeq and is a predicted model, not a curated record.